Molecule: messenger RNA, 597 nt
Organism: Plasmodium relictum
Lineage: Eukaryota; Apicomplexa; Aconoidasida; Haemosporida; Plasmodiidae
Product: conserved Plasmodium protein, unknown function
Exons: 1
Coding region: 1-597 (198 amino acids)
Source: RefSeq, a predicted model, not a curated record
AUGAAUCAGUUAAAUGAAAAUAAAAAAAACGAGGAAAUAAAUGAAUCUAUAGAAUUAAAUAUUAAUAAUAUUGCAAAUAAAUUAGCCAAUAUAUUAUAUAUAACAAAUGCUUCAAUGAAAGAAAAUUUUCAAUUUAGAAAUAACUUGCAUUAUUCAAAAUUUAUAAAUGAUAUGAAAUCAUAUUGUGUUAAUUUAAUCCAGUCAAUUAAUAAUUUAAAUAGUAAUUUUUUUUAUUUAACAUGUUUACCUGUUCAUACAAUACCUAGGAAUCCAUACAAUAAUAUACAAGAUCCGGAUACAAUAACUAGUAACAUUAGUGUUGAUGAUAGCACUGAAAAAAUUAAAGAAAAUAAGAAUUUGUUUAAUAGUUUUAAUUCAAGAUAUAAAAAAGUAAAUUUUAAUGUUUUAAAACAAAUUGAAAAUUUUAAUGACUUCGUAGAUUCAGCUUUAAAUAAUAUUGAAUAUAUUAAAGUACCAUUUAAAUAUGAAGAAAAAAAAAAAUAUGGAAAUGUCUUGUCAGAACGAUUAAAAGAUAAACAAAAAGAUUUUGAGCAUCUAGAACUUUAUAUUGCUAAAAUAAAUUUUGGUAUUUUUUAA